Molecule: messenger RNA, 2394 nt
Organism: Aureobasidium uvarum
Lineage: Eukaryota; Fungi; Ascomycota; Dothideomycetes; Dothideales; Saccotheciaceae
Source: the annotation of a GenBank genome assembly
AUGGCCAACGACGAUGCAUACACUCACGAUGCUCACGAUAUACGACCCGAUGACAGCAUCAGCCGUCGAGGAGACCAGGCCAGCGUCAGAAGCGUCGGUAUGAAGUCGACGGCCUCUUCGUCUGACGAUGGCCCAGCAGACUCGCACAUAUCGCAUUCGACCUACAAGAAUGAGCGACCCAUGACUCCACCCUCCCGGCCGACGUCGAUAUUCUCGUCUCAACCACAGACGCCAGCCACCGUCUCUGGCAACAAGGAAAGAGUGAGGUACAGUUGGCAGUCGAUACACGAGGAUGAGCCCAACAGGCCACGCAUACACAUAGUCAAGAUUGUCUCGAACACCGCGACAGCGUCGGCAGCCUCUCCCCAGGGUGAAGCCUUGGCCUUUUCGCUGUCGCCUGCUGGAAAGAGGAUCGCUGCAUACAAUUCGGCCAGGCUGUUCAUUUUCCAGACUGCUGCUUUGCCCGUCAACGUGUCGCAUGAAUAUGCUUUGCGAAGGCGACCACUGGCUGUCGAAAUCUGUGACGAGGCCAAUGUGCUUGCUGUUCUGGUCGACGAGCACACGGUCAACGUCUACGACUUGUCGCGCAACAAUGCUCGUCGCGUGAGGACCGUUCGCACCGACUUGCCAACAUCUACCAUCGCUUUGUCUUCUACUGGUGGCCUCCUCGCUGCGGCAUAUGAAGGAGGUGUCGAGGUCUUUUCUCUGGCUCCAAAUGCCCUCAUAACCGAUCGACGCGCUGUGAGGGCGCCAAAGAUGGACAGAUUGCUCUUUUCUCACGACGACUCGACUCUGCUUGGGACGACCACUCGCAUCUUUGUCUCUUCUACACUUGUCAUCUCCGUGCCAAUCUUUCCUCACAACUCUUUGGCUGAACCUUCUCACCAAGAACUGCAAGAAGCCUGGUGCACGGGUAUGCUGGAGCCGCAGAACAUCAAGAACAGCAGUCAUGCUACUUUUAUGCGUGAACAAGGAGCCAUGACCAACGAUAAGCUCUUUGCUUGGAAUGGGCUAGAAGAUACGUUUGGUGUUCUUGAUGCUCACGACAUGGUAUAUGGUCAAGUCGACUUUCCGGUAGCCAUAUCUCCUCCACUAUCUACUUGUGGAGGUUUGGGUGCUGCCAUUCACCACUGCCCCUCUAUCGACGAACAUGGAAAGAUUGUGGCCAUGAUUGUCAACGAUCGCACAAUUCGCUUGUAUCUGGUCCCUCAGGAGGCUGAAGAUGGUACCACGAAGACGGAAGCACACAGUAUCGACCACGAGUUGGAUGAAGAGUAUGGUUGUCCAUUUACUGAUCUUCGGUGGGUGCAUUCGCGUCUCAAUUUGCCGGCUUCUGCACAUUCGCCUCAUCAGAUUAGAGGCCGAUUGGUCGUUACAAGUCCUGGGUCCUUGGUUGAUCCAGAACAAGCAGAGAUGAGUGUUCAAGAUAUCGAGGGUGGCCGGAUCAUCCUAUUUGACUUUGAUCCGCAAUUUGCUGGUCAGCCUGGUCAGACUUUUGUCUUUCAUGUUGGCAAAGCACCUCCAGUGACACUCGAGGAAGAAGAAAUGGACGUUGCCGAUGAGAUUGCGUUGGUGCGACGGCGGACUGUGACCUCGACUCGUAGCAAUACACUCGGCAAGAAGACACCUUCGCUUGGCCGAGCUGCCACAACGGUGUCGCGACGCCAGGACACUUCUCCAUACCGAAAUGGAAGCCCGGCUGGCUCUAUACAGCAACUCUCUUUGAACACCUCACCGUGGAGAAAUCGUCGGGUCAGCUCUUCUGUGGUCUCUUUGUCUGCCAAUGCAACUCGAUCAUUACCCGAUCUACUCGAAGCAAGCGAGUUGGCUGCCGAGUCGCUUGAACAGCCCUAUACUCAAGGAGCACCUCGCUCGUACAUGUCGAUUGAGCGUGCAGCCACUGCCGCAAACGCACAUCGCUUCCAAGCUCUUGAAGAGCAUGGAGCCGAAUCAGAACAUCCAGGCGAUCUGCCAUUACCUGCCUAUACAGAGCAUCCAAAUCAACCACUACCAGGGAAAUAUCGCGCGCUUGCUGGCUUGGAUAUACCGACACAUGCACGCUUUGCACAGCAGAACAGUGCGCCUCCAUCCACAAUCCACACUGCACCUCCAACAAUCCCAGAGCAUCGAUUUCCUACUCCAACUUCGACUUUGUCUCCUGCAUAUGCUGUCCCCCAAACCACGCCCUCGUACACCACUUCUUCCAGUCCUAGUAGACCUACUCCCACUUCAGCUGCCAGAAGCGACUAUAGUCUCAGUCCUGUCACGACUAGAUCUGCGACACUGCGCACUCAGCCUUCUUGGGAGACAAUCAGUACAUCUGCCCACACUACCCCACACGGCCCUUNNCAACCCUACGCUCACAACCAAGUUGGGAAAGCGGACGAACGAUGA